ACGUCAACCUAAUCUCACUACCCAAACUGAGAAUGCAAUCCAUCACCUGUUGCAUUCGGAGGUACUCCUGGUGAGUUUUGUCCUUGAGUUGUUUUAGACAGUCAGUGAUUUCAUUGAAUAGUUUGGGGCCCGUUUCUUGUAUGCACAUCAUGCGCCUCAGCGUCCCCCUGGCCAAAGCCCUGCUGCUCAGCUGCCUCUGCGCGGUGCCGCUGCGGGGCCAGAAGCCGGGGCAGGUCGACCCCUUCUCCGCCUACCGGGCCGAGCCGCAGUGCUGGGACUCGUCCUCCGCCCGCCUGCUCAAGAUGCGCUCCCCGGGGAUCGCGGACACCGUGCCUGCCUUCUGGGACCUGAUGGUGUUCCUCAAGGCGUCGGACAACAGGAAGCACUCCGCCCUCUUCUGGGACCUGGCGCAGGUCUUUUGGGACAUUUACGUGGAGUGCGUCCUGGCCAGGAGCCAUGGACUGGGCCGGCGGGGGCUGAAGUUGCCCAAGGACCGCAUCACCUCCGUGCACUCCCUCGUUACGGACCAGUCCUUCCGGGUAAACAAAUCGCAGUCAAACUUCUCCAGGUUGAAGAGAUCAUCUUACGCGUGGCUCAGCAUCACAGUUCGGCACGUGGGAGCGGGGGUCAAAGGUCACAGCAGGACUCCGAAAAUAACAGGUUUAUCGAAGACCUAAGCGGUAGCGGGCCGACUUGUGUAUGGCAUCGUAUCACUGUGAUUUAUCCCAAUGAUUUAUUUCUCGUCGACAAUAAUAAAUAAUUGACAUACAAUGAAGAUGAU
Gadus macrocephalus (Pacific cod) is the source of this 781-nucleotide messenger RNA. Its product is annotated as protein FAM237A-like. Bases 141 to 677 code for a protein of 178 amino acids. Lineage: Eukaryota; Metazoa; Chordata; Actinopteri; Gadiformes; Gadidae. The record is from RefSeq and is a predicted model, not a curated record. The transcript has 2 exons.